Phoenix dactylifera (date palm) is the source of this 1494-nucleotide messenger RNA. RefSeq names its product RING/FYVE/PHD zinc finger superfamily protein. The record is from RefSeq and is a predicted model, not a curated record. Lineage: Eukaryota; Viridiplantae; Streptophyta; Magnoliopsida; Arecales; Arecaceae. Gene Ontology annotation, molecular function: zinc ion binding.
UAGAGAGAGAUAGAGAGAGGGCGGAGAAAUAAAAGUAAACCCCCUCCUCCCCUUCGACAAGGGAAGCUCGGAGCGAGAGGGAGAGAGAGCGAGCUUGGGAGGAGAAUUCUAGGGCUUUAUUCCAUGAGUUUUCUCUCCUCCUCUUCUCUUCCUCCUCUCUCUCUUUGAUCCGACGGCAUCUCCUUCCAUUCCUCUCUUUCUCUCGCUCCGUCUCCGUAACUUGUCCUUGUCGCUGAGCUCGAGAUGACGAGCAAGGUGGAUCCGGGGAGCUCCUCCCCGCUGAUCGCCCCUGGUCCGGUGCUGGAGCCCGGUGAGAUCGACCUCGAAGCCGGCCAAGGGGAGCAAUUACAGUGCCGGAUCUGCCUCGAGACCGAUGGAAGGGAUUUCAUAGCUCCUUGCAAGUGCAAGGGAACUUCCAAGUAUGUUCAUCGGGAAUGUCUGGACCACUGGCGGGCUGUGAGGGAAGGGUUUGCAUUUGCCCAUUGUACAACCUGCAAGGCUCCUUACUACUUGAGGGUUCAUGUUCAUGCAGACAGGAAAUGGAGAACCUUGAAGUUCAGAUUCUUUGUGACUAGAGAUAUAUUGUUUAUCUUUACAGUUGUUCAACUUGUAAUUUCUUCAUUGGCAUAUCUGGUGUAUCUGGUUGAUAGCUAUCAGCAAUACUGGCUGCGUGUGGCCUGGGGUUUCGAGGGUGAACUUAGUUUCUACUAUAUAUGUGGGGCCCUACUAUUUUUUGCUUUGCUUGGAUUGUCUGGAUGCUUCAUAACUUGCUAUGAUCGUCGAGUACGCAAUGAUUUGGCUCAGCCUUGUCGAGAAUUAUGUCUCUGUUGCUGUCAACCAGGAAUGUGCGCUGAUUGCCAUCUCCCUGGCACGCUCUGUAUGUGGACCGACUGUACUACUUGUUUUGAAAGUUGUGCAAGUACAGCAGGUGAAUGUGGAUGCUUGGGAGGUGCUGGAGAAGCUGGGCUACCAUUGCUGUUUAUCAUGGGAUUGAUUGUGCUUGGGCUAUUCACUAUUAUUGGCAUAUUCUAUAGCGUGCUUGUGGCAACAAUGGUUGGCCAACGGAUUUGGCAGCGGCAUUAUCAUAUACUAGCUAAACGAAUGCUAACAAAAGAGUAUGUUGUGGAGGAUGUUGAUGGCGAGGGCAUGGACUGGUGCCCACCACCCCUUCCACCCGAGCAUGUUCAGCAGCUAAAGUCUCUCGGGCUCCUGUAACUCAAUCCUUUAGCUCAACAUCAUGUUGCGCUUAAGAGAUGCACAUGGAAAGGCACAAGAGGGUUGCACCAUGUGUUUAUGUGGACACUCUUCUUCUGACAUUUAAUUUGUGUUACCAUAUCCCUCAAGUUAAGCUUCACUUUAUACACAGUGUAUUUUCCAUUUGUAAAUGAUGAGACACAGCAGUCCGCCAUGCCAUGGCAGCAUCUUUAAUGUUACGAUCACAGGAUGUUCCUACUUUUUAUUGAGUAAAGCAUACGUGGAGCUGUCUUCAUUGUA